AUGAAAGCCCCCGACUCUUUCCAGAAUCGUGGCUUCUGGUGCGACUUCCACCGAGACCGCGGUCACAAAACGGAGGACUGCAUCGCACUAAAGAUCGAGGUCAACGAGCUGCUUAGGAAAGGGCACCUCAGGGAGUUCCUUUCCGAGAAGGCCAAUAGCCAUCUAAGCAAGGAGACAACGGGUAUGCCCACUGAAGCUGCUCCUGUCUCGCCACCGCGACAGGACCGAGUGAUCCAUGUCAUCUCGGGCAGUUCAAAAGUCAGCGGCAUAAGCCAUGCAGCCGAGAGGAAAAGCACGUGGAACGCCAAGCACGGCCUAGAGGCUGCCAAGCCAAAACGCCUGCUCCUAGGGACGGACGAAAUAAGUUUCACGGCCAAGGAGCAGGAGAAAGUCCUCACUCCUUACCAUGACGCCCUGGUUAUUUCGUUCAUUGUAGCGAACUGCCUGGUAAAAAGGAUACUGGUAGAUAAUGGAAGCUCAGACAACAUCAUCUUCCGGGACGCAUACAAGGACAUGGGGCUGGAGGGAGGCGCCCUAACUCGUAGGGUAACCCCCAGCGGGGAAGUCAAGCAAACCGCUGGGGAGAUACCCUCCCCAUAUACGCCGAAGGAGUCAACAUGUUAA
Molecule: messenger RNA, 624 nt
Organism: Brassica napus (rape)
Lineage: Eukaryota; Viridiplantae; Streptophyta; Magnoliopsida; Brassicales; Brassicaceae
Exons: 1
Coding region: 1-624 (207 amino acids)
Source: RefSeq, a predicted model, not a curated record